UGAUUUCUUUCCUCGACGCAGUGUUACCACAAACCUGGUGGAAUUCGUCUCCAACUGCCACGCAGCCUUUACUUCCGGAGCUCAGAUGGAUGCAGUAUACACUGAUCUUAAGGCUGCGUUUGAUCGUGUGAACCAUCGCUUGCUGUUGGCUAAGCUCGCCCGGAUCGGUCUCUCUACUCAGCUGGUGAAUUGGUUCAGGUCCUAUAUCUCUAAACGUAGCUACUACGUACAAAUCGAUGGUGUCUCCUCUAAGGUUUUCGAGAGUUCAUCUGGCGUCCCUCAGGGCAGCAACUUGGGACCACUGCUGUUCUCGCUUUUUAUUAACGACGUCACACUGGCCAUUACGGAAGCAGAUUGUCUGCUUUAUGCGGAUGAUGUUAGGCUGUUUCGCAUCGUACGGAACACUUCCGACUCUCUUUCUCUGCAAAGAUCGAUUGAUGUUUUCUCUGACUGGUGUAUCAAUAACGACCUGCUAAUUUCUGUUGAUAAGUGUACGUCAAUGUCUUUCUUUAGAAUAGCUAGUCCGAUAAGGUAUAUCUAUAGCAUAUCAGGGACACAACUACCGCGGUGCAAUACGGUCAGGGAUUUAGGAGUCACCCUGGAUCGCAAACUAGAUUUCCGACAACAUUACUGUGAUAUUUUAGACAAAGCUAACAAAAUGCUAGGAUUUAUUCGUCGACAUUCGAGAGAUCUUAAUGACCCACACUGCCUGUUAACUCUGUAUAAGUCCUAUGUUCGUUCCAUCCUCGAGUUUAGUUCUACAGUUUGGUGUCCGUUCUCUAGUGUUAGGUCCAAUAGAAUAGAAGCUGUCCAAAAGAGAGUUACUCGUAUUGUCCUACACUUCACUCCGUGGCGUAAUGUAACCCCUCGUCCAUCGUAUCAUACUCGUUGUUUGUUGUUUGGUCUGGACACACUUGCUAGGAGACGUGAUAAUGCCCAAUGUACGUUUUUGUCCAAACUUAUUGUCGGUGAGAUAGAUUCGCCAGAACUACUGGCUAGAGUCAACAUAAAUGUCCCUCCUAGAGUGUUCCGUAACUACACACUAAUAAGAACUGACCUUACAAGACGUGCAUACAGCGAGAACGACCCAAUGACUGCGAUGGCCCGUAAAUUUAAUCAGCGUUACAUUUUAUUUGACUGGCACCUACCUACUAGAUUCUGUUGAUCCGUUUUGUCAUUGUACACUGCGUUAGUUAUUUAAGUUUUAGUUUUAAUUCAGUGAUAAGGCCGCUUGUUUGGCCAAUCACUUAAUACAAUAAACAAUACAACAAUACAAUACAUGGACAAGGCCCUCCGGAACCAGAACAUUCUCGAUUGCUGGAAGUGCGCGACUUAACCUUGACAAAGGCAAAGGAGAUCGCAUUCGGAAUGGAAAUGUCUCAUCGUGGAACCGAUGAAAUGCACAACUCACGUCAAAAAAGUGAGGUUCAGCACAUCGAGCAUGGAGCAAACAAAACUAAAAAAAGUUUCCAGUCAUCGAGCCAAGCCAGUUCCAGUCAAAGUUCCGGUCGCCUGUCGAACAAGCAGAAUGGUGGAAAUAAACGAUGUUAUCGUUGCGGGGAUCCUGACCACUACGCAGACAAAUGCAAACAUAAAGCUACGAUCUGCAAAUACUGCAAGAAAGCGGGGCAUCUUGAGAGGAUGUGUCUCACCAAGACCAACGAGAAGGGGACGGAUGACGCACAUCACCUGGAGGAGCAGCCGUGUGUUAUGAAGGAUGUGUUACACCUGAACGCGAUCCAAGGUAUUGCUGCCAAAUAUCCCAGCUUGGUCGAUCUUGAUGUUGUAUCGCAUCCUUGCUCCACUCGGACAAGUUCUACGGCAAUCUUUUAUUACGAUGUUGCACGUAUUUCCUCGGAGCACAAUUACGUAGACAACGCACGGUUCAUAGAAUUACCAACAGAAAACGAUAGAUUAACUUUGCCUGCUCCCUAUAAUCCGUUUAUCGGUCCGAAAACAUCUAAAGAACUCAAUAUUAAUUCGACGUUUUUAACAAACGACUCAAUAUAACGUUCACCAUACAAAGUUUCAAAAUCUUUCACAAAUUUGUCUAGCAGUUGCCCAGCCACCUUCCACUUCGUCUUGUAAACAUUUGACGAAAGCAAUUUUACAGCACAAAAUAGCAACAUAAAAUGGUUAUACAACUCAUUAGGCACAUGUGGCUUCAAUACAACAAGUCCCGCGUAGUUUAAAAAAUAUCCAAACUCUACUCCUUUCCGAAAAUUCGCAUAUUUUAUGGAACGUAAUUUGCGAUGCAUUUCCGAAGGAAGAUUAAUCUUUAAUAAAGCAGCGGAUAUCUUUUGGCAUUGCUCUUGGGACCAUGCUCUCUUGCCUAGCUUUCCAGCACGCCAUCCUAUAAUUAAUCGCUUCAUUAUCCCUAGAUGAAACAAGUGCAACAGAUCUGAAAUGGUUACAUGCUGCACUAUGUCAAAGUUAUUCAAUUGACAUAGAGGUGUUGUUGUUAUUUGAUGUCUUGGAUAUUCAUAUUUACGGAAUUUUUCAUUUGUUCGUUUUCUUGCAUUUGAAUCAUUUGCAUAAACGAUGGUGUGUCCAGCCUCGCUAUGAUUCCCUUCAACGGUGCAUUUUAAACAGGCGUUAUAGCCGGUAUGCCCUUUUACACCUGCAAAAAUAUAGAAUGUUGUUCAUUAUCAGGUGUGUCUGUUUAUAAAACCCUAUAAACACUAAAUAAUUUUUAACAUGUUUUCAAUACCUUUAAUAAAAGCUCUGGCAGGAGUAUCUGCAACAAUAGCACGCAUUUUCACAACAACUUUCUUUCCGUGAAUGAUGAUACCAUUCGCCAUUAGAAGGCUUAGCUCAUCAACGGCUGGUCGAAGAAACUCUUCUAUAUUGUUUGGUUUCUGAAAUCCACAAAAAAAUGCGGCUGCCAUAACUGGAGCUUGUGGGAGUUCUUCGAUUUUGAACAAUAUCGGCCAAAAUUGCAUAUUACUGCUGUUAUGUAGAGGCAAUCCAUCAAUCGACAAUGUUAAAGUAAUACAAUUAGGAGGUACCUUUACUGAUUUGCAAAUAAAAGGAGAUAAUGAUUAGCUGUAAUUCGAUCAAGUAAAAAAAAAAUGGUGUGUAUCUACUUACCGGAAGUAAUUUAAUAGGCAACUUCUGAAUCCUCGAUACCAAAAUUGUCCACCAUCGA
Anopheles gambiae (African malaria mosquito) is the source of this 3148-nucleotide messenger RNA. Its product is annotated as protein lin-28 homolog B. The record is from RefSeq and is a predicted model, not a curated record. Gene Ontology annotation, molecular function: nucleic acid binding; zinc ion binding. NCBI's taxonomy places the organism in Eukaryota, Metazoa, Arthropoda, Insecta, Diptera, Culicidae. The coding region runs from base 1369 to 2010 and encodes 213 amino acids. The transcript is spliced from 5 exons.